Messenger RNA from Nymphaea colorata (pocket water lily), 1962 nucleotides. Its product is annotated as ATP-dependent 6-phosphofructokinase 6-like. Lineage: Eukaryota; Viridiplantae; Streptophyta; Magnoliopsida; Nymphaeales; Nymphaeaceae. The coding region runs from base 98 to 1780 and encodes 560 amino acids. Gene Ontology annotation, molecular function: 6-phosphofructokinase activity; ATP binding. Gene Ontology annotation, biological process: fructose 6-phosphate metabolic process; glycolytic process. The record is from RefSeq and is a predicted model, not a curated record. Gene Ontology annotation, cellular component: cytoplasm. The transcript is spliced from 14 exons.
CUGCUCCCCUAUAAAAGGCCACCGAGUUUCCCCCCAAAAUCACAGGGGUCCGAUCUCUGAAUUCGUCGACUCUUUUCUGUCUCUAUCUCUCGUUCUCAUGGGGACGAUCUCUCCGCCCUCUCUCAGCCGCGAGCCUCUGCCUUGCUCUAUCUUCCCGCCGUCACACUCACACAGCAAGAAGCCUGCAAGAUUUUGCUCCUUGAGCUCAAGAUUUAGGGUUGCUCCGGGAGGAGGAUUCUCGGCGGGGAGGACGAUCAGAAGGAGAAAAGGCGACGUCGUUGCGCGUGUGCAGAAGGUUGAGCAGGGAAAUGGAGGUUUCAUUAUCGAGGACAUUCCUCACUUAACGGAUUAUCUGCCCGAGUUGCAGUCCUAUGCAAACCCCUUGAAAAAGAGUCAUGCUUAUGCUGUUGUUAAGGAAACCUUUGUCAGUGUAGAUGAUGUGGUAGCCACAAAGAUUGUUGUUCAGAAGAAUGAUCCCAAGGGUGUACACUUUCGCCGUUCUGGGCCUCGUGAAAAGGUUUACUUUGAGCCAGAUGAAGUAUGUGCUUGCAUUGUGACAUGUGGUGGGCUAUGUCCAGGAAUCAAUACUGUCGUUCGUGAAAUUGUGUGUGGCCUGAACUACAUGUAUGGAGUUAAUAACAUCCUCGGAAUAGAGGGUGGGUACAGAGGCUUUUAUUCUAGGAACACAAUUCCUUUGACACCAAAGGUUGUCGAUGAUAUUCAUAAACGUGGUGGGACCAUCCUAGGCAGUUCACGUGGUGGUCAUGAUACCUCUAAGAUAGUUGACAGCAUCCAGGACCGGGGGAUCAAUCAGGUAUACAUAAUUGGGGGGGAUGGGACUCAGAAAGGAGCUGCCGUUAUUUGUGAGGAAAUUGAAAGACGUAAACUGAAGGUGGCUGUUGCAGGCAUCCCCAAGACAAUUGACAAUGAUAUUGCAGUCAUAGACAAGUCUUUUGGUUUUGAUACUGCUGUUGAAGAAGCUCAAAGGGCCAUCAAUGCAGCUCAUGUGGAGGCUGAAAGUGCUGAGAAUGGUGUUGGUGUUGUGAAGCUUAUGGGCCGUUACAGUGGAUUUAUUGCCAUGAUUGCUACUUUGGCAAGCCGAGAUGUUGACUGCUGCCUGAUCCCGGAGUCACCAUUUUAUUUGGAGGGUGAAGGUGGACUCUUUGAAUUUAUUGAGCAACGCUUUAAGGAGAAUGGACAUAUGGUCAUUGUAGUUGCAGAAGGUGCUGGACAGGAACAUUUAGCCGAAAGCUUGGAUUCAGGUGGCGAAAAAGAUGCUUCUGGAAACCGGCUACUCCUUGAUGUUGGCCUAUGGCUCACUCAAAGGAUCAAAGAUUAUUUUACCAAGGACUGCAAGAUGACAAUAAAUCUCAAGUAUAUAGACCCAACAUACAUGAUACGCGCCAUCCCAAGCAAUGCAUCAGACAACGUCUACUGCACACUUCUUGCACAGGGUGCGGUUCAUGGUGCCAUGGCUGGCUAUUCUGGCUUCACUGUUGGACCUGUAAAUAGCAGACAUGCUUAUAUUCCUAUAGCUCGUAUAACUGACACACAAAACAAGGUUUGCGUGACCGGCCGAAUGUGGGCAAGGCUUCUUUCCUCAACUAACCAGCCUACCUUCUUGAGGUAUGAUGAUUUGUUGCUGGAGAAAAUUGAUAAGGAGACCAAGAAGAUGAUUGACGGCAUUCAGAACCCGUCUGGGAAGGCCAUUGCAUUUGCAGAUUCUGCCCAAAAUGCUUCUCAAGACCCUUCGGAGGGAACAAAUUCGUCUCCAGUUUGAAGAAUUUUACAGUGAUGCUAGAUUAAAAUCGGAAUGCAUAGAAAAUCGUCCACGUUCUUUGGAUUCUUUCAGAUGUUUUAUUCAUUUUAGAGUAUGUCAUAAGGAAUGAGACGACAGAGUCGCCUCUCCACAACCUCAGGAAUAUAAUUGUUCUUAUUUGCAAGGACCAUAUUUUUUUUUUA